Messenger RNA from Drosophila hydei, 1997 nucleotides. RefSeq lists its product as uncharacterized. The transcript is spliced from 2 exons. The record is from RefSeq and is a predicted model, not a curated record. NCBI's taxonomy places the organism in Eukaryota, Metazoa, Arthropoda, Insecta, Diptera, Drosophilidae. The coding region runs from base 44 to 1990 and encodes 648 amino acids.
AAAUAGUUCAAAAUAUAAACGGAAACAAAAACAAACUACGAGAAUGUUUCAUCGUCCGACUUUUAGUUAUAGAAAACUUCUGCUUGCCCUCAUUCUGAUCACAACUAUUUAUAUAUACGUUGAACAUGAGACUAAAGCUGUUGCAAUUGAGCGAAGGCCAACAGAUACUCGAAAUCUCUCCAUUAAUGUGUCCAGCCAGUCUCGGGCCACUGCUCCGACUAUCGCCUUUAAUGUGUUUGACCAUCAAUGCAAAAUACCACGAAUCGAUCCUUUCUCCGCUGAUGUCCUGGCAAUUUUUAAGCCCCCCAAACUGAAGAAAUGCACGGAUCAACCCGAUUUAUUCACUGUUCGCUAUUAUAAGCAGCACAAUCAAUAUAUGCUACGCUUUAAUAAGCCCCUAUUCCUAGAGCUGUUUCCAACUGUACGCGACUAUGCCUGUGUCCUAUACGAGAUAAUCAGUGGACCAAGGGAGCCGCCCUCUUGGAACAAGGGCUUACCAGUUGCCUGUCGCGAUUGGAUCGUACCUCGUCACAUUUCAGGCAUUGUCGUAGAAUGCCACGAAAUAGGUAACAGAUCCCGAAUCCUGCAACGCGAUGCAUUUCCUCUUGUCCAGUAUCCAGUUGGUCGGAAUGAGAAGAAUGAUGAGGAACGCAGUCGUAUCAAUCCUUCUGUGAUUAUGUUGGGCAUUGACUCCAUGUCACAGAUGAACUUUCAGAGGACUAUGCCAUUGACAGCUCAGUUUGUGCGCCAGCUUGGGUGGUAUGAGAUGCUUGGCUAUACUAGCGCUGGAGAUUAUACGCUUUAUAAUCUGAUGAUUUUUUUGACUGGUCGACCACCGCAGCGGUUGCAACCCUUUUGCGAUAUGGCUAAGCCGGGCUGCUUGGAUGCCAUCACAUAUCUCUGGAAUCACUUUCACAACUCGGGCUAUUUGACUGCCUUCGCGGAGGAUUCUCCCACGCUUAAUUUCACGCGAAAGCCCGUUGAUUACUAUCUGUAUCCCAUAUUGGAAGCUUUCAGGCAAAUCAUGGAAGGAGUGAAGCGCGUGAAGGACGACUACUGCCUGGGACGGAAGCAGAGCUUUCGCUAUGUCUUGGAAUCUUGUCUGCAGGUUGUCCAGCGAUUCAUGCACGAGACGCAGAAGCCGCUCUUCGGACUCUUCUGGACGAAAAGCUUCAGCCAUGAGGACUUCAGUGCAGCGGCACGAGUGGAUGAGGAUUUCGUCAAGUAUCUGGAGCUGUACAGGGAGCACGGCUUAUUUAAGAAGGCAGUUGUCAUCUUGUUCAGCCUCCAUGGACAGCGGAAGGGCCCCUUGAUGAAGUUGGCAUCCGGCUUCCUGGAGGAGCGAUUGCCCAUGCUGCACAUUUAUUUGCCGCCCUGGUACCGGAAACAGUAUCCAGAGAUUGCGCACGCGCUUGACGUGAAUCGUCGCCGGCUGUGCUCCACGACUGAUUUGCAUUUGACCAUUAAGGAUCUGCUCGUUCAUGUGCAUCCUGGCAUUGUGUUUCAGAAGGAGCAAAUAAGAGCACAAACGUUGUUUGAGAGAUUGCCCGACAAUCGCAGUUGCGUGGAUGCUGGCAUUUCGCUCUACGACUGCAGCUGUGAUCUGCAUGUGACAAUUGCAAACAGCCCACAGAUGAUUGAGCUAGCCAAGUUAGUUGUCUACCGCAUGGCGAAUUAUCUGAGCACAUCGAGCGUUCUGAGUAAAUGUUAUCAACUGAAGUACGAACGCUUGUUAAGAGCUCAGCUGCAGACGUAUUUCGACGCUGAUGGAAAUCAGUUGGGCUCGAAUAAUGAGUUUCUUUCUUACCGCUUGAUGUUCUCAACUCGACCCAAAGGUGUUUUCUAUGCAACGGUACUGUGCAGCCAGAGGGCGAAUAUCGUGAAUGUGCGCGAGAGCUGGAUAAGACGUUUGAAUUUCGCUCCCAACGAAAGCCAAUGUGUUGAUAUGCCCCAGGCAAGAGAGCUUUGCAUAUGCAGGCCACAAACCUAAUGGCCAA